Molecule: messenger RNA, 1764 nt
Organism: Mesorhabditis belari
Lineage: Eukaryota; Metazoa; Nematoda; Chromadorea; Rhabditida; Rhabditidae
Source: the annotation of a GenBank genome assembly
AUGAGCUUGAAAUUGUUGUUCAACAUCGAUUCCAACAAUCAGCCAAAUUUCGAUCAAGAUUUGAUUCGGGAAAUCGGUCGACAAAUCGGAGACAGACCGGUGGCCGUUGUCUCAACGGUGGGCGGCUUUCGAGAAGGAAAAUCCUUUUUCGACAAUAUCUUGCUGAAAGGCCUUCAGAAUGGGGGAAAUGUUGAAUUUGAGCCGAAUGAUGUCAUUGGGGGUCCGAACGGGGUCGCAUUUAAACGCGGAAUUCAACGGCACACUGUUGGCAUUCAAAUAUGGGAUAAAGUUUUCUACCGAACAAAUUCGCGAGGCAUCGAGAUAGCGGUGCUGUUAAUAGACACACAGGGAACUUUCGACACGGAGAGUCAUAUGAAAAACUCGGCAAUCAUCUUCAUGAUAACGCUGAUGAUUUCUUCAAACUUAGUAUUCAAUAAGAUGAAACUCUUGAACGCGCACGACCUCGCCGAUUUGAACGUCUUCAUCGAAAUGAGUCGAAAUGGCGGCGAGCCGAUGGGACAGAGUCUGCUCUUUUUGAUGCGUGACUGGCAAGGCGACGGUGACGGUGGGAUGUGGCCGGAGUAUUUGAAGGAAAUUAGAAGCUCGUCAGCGAAAGCAGCUGAUUUGAAGGGAAUGCUAGAGGGGAUUUUUGGCGCUUUUCAUAAGGUUGAAUGCUGGACCGUGUUCCCUCCAAAUGCGGCGGUGAGAAAGGCGGAUGGUUCAAUCAAAGCAGGAGAUUGUGACGCUGAGUUUUUGAGAAAUUUGUGCUCUUGUGCAAAUCAUAUAUUGCGAAAUCUGGAGCCAAAGAAAGUCUUGGGCACUGCGCUGGAUGGAGCAACGUUGGAAACCUAUAUUCUAGAAGUCGUCAAGCAUGUGCGUGAAAACAGCGCAAUUUGUAUGAACAAUGCUCUGGAGGCCACUUCUCGGCUGUGCUUUCAGGAGGCAAAAAACAAAGCAAUACAGCAUUUCGAUACGGACAUUGCAACGAUAAAGAAACAAGCUGACGAAAAAGGGAUCGACGAGAGUUCUUUAGUCACGAGGCUUUCCCAAAUCAAGACGAUCGCUUUGAAGGUGUACGAUAAGCGCCCACUUUUUGGUAGUAUCCCCGAGAAGACGAGACGCCGCUCGGAGCUCGAAACGGAACUAAAAGCAAAGUGUGAUGCGUUGAUUGCUUGGAAUGGAGAUCGCGUUCGGCUACAAAUCGAACGCGAACAGCAACAACGAAAAGUCGAGGCAAUGCGUAUCGAGAAUGAGCAACAACAACGGAAAGCGGAAGCUGAAAGACAGCAAAGAUUGAGAGAAGGACAGCUGCGCGAGCAGGCGGAACGAGCGCAGCAAGAGGAGCGACAACGGAGAGAGAAAGCUGAAAGAGAACGGGUGGAAGAGCAACGGCUUCGCGAGCAAGCGGAGAGAGCCCGCCUCGAGGAUCAACAACGAAGAGACCGAGAGCGACAGGAGGAGCAACGGAGAGAACAAGAGAAUCAAAGGCGUUUGGAGGAACAGAUGAUGGCUCUUCAAAUUCAGGCUCUGCAAUCGCGUCAGCUAGGUGGUAUGCAAGUCCCUUGGGAAAGAGCCGGACACUCCUCUCCAACGAACAACUACUUUUAUGGGAACGCUGGAAUGGGAGGAAUGGGAAGCAGUGGCAAUGUGGGACAAGGCCAUUCGUGCAAUUGUCGAACGGGUUGUCGCCACGGGAACUGUGGGUGUCGACGGAGGGGAGUAGAGUGUAACGCGGGCUGUGGCUGUGGCAGCGAUUGUGUCAAU